Molecule: messenger RNA, 708 nt
Organism: Tarenaya hassleriana
Lineage: Eukaryota; Viridiplantae; Streptophyta; Magnoliopsida; Brassicales; Cleomaceae
Exons: 1
Coding region: 1-708 (235 amino acids)
Source: RefSeq, a predicted model, not a curated record
AUGGCUGAAUCCACUGCCUCUCAGGCAUCGGUAGAUUCUGAACCUCCUGCACCACCACAUACCAUUCCUCCUCUCCCUGUUUCGACUCCUGUUUCUGGUCCAUACUCCAGCCCUUUGUAUCUUCACGCUGCUGAUUCUUCCAACCUUCAGCUGGUCCCUGAAAAGCUGCAAGGAGAAUCAAACUACAACAUCUGGUCUCGUGCUUUUCUCAAAGCACUCAAUGCCAAAAACAAAAUGGGGUUUGUUUUUGGUACUGUUCUGAAACCAUCUCCUGAUCACCCAGAUGCUGGUUUAUGGUCUCGUACCAAUGAUAUGGUUUGUACAUGGCUAACCAACGCCGUGAGCCCUGAUAUCGCCAGUCUCAUCGUAUACCUGGAUGAGGCGCAUCUCAUCUGGUCUACCCUGGAGAACAGAUUCAAGCAGCAAAACGUCUCGAAGGUGUACAACAUUCAACAUCAGCUCGACACUCUGCAUCAAGGUUCGCUUAAUCUGAAUCAGUAUUUCACGAAACUAACCUCACUGUGGGAGGAGCUACGAAACUUCGAACCAUUUCCAGCCUGUACAUGCGGUGGUUGCACCUGUGGAGGUUGCACUUGUGGAGGUUGUUCUUGUAAUCUUCCUGAUCAAUGGACCCUGAUGUUUGAACGUGCUAACGUCGUGAAAUUCCUCAUGAGGCUUAACGAUUCUUACACCGCUGUCCGACGUUAG